ACAGCAGAUCUUGCGCACUGUCCUGUGGCUGAGUACACUGUUGGGUUGCAACCUGCAACCACUACCGCUACAGCGAGGUACAGAAGAAUGGAAAACUCGUUAAGACAACGAAGAGGUCUUCAGGUUACUAUUUCUCUUUAAUACAAUUGGAAACAUUUCAUGUUCUGCAGUCAACCUCGGAUAUGGUAUGCCCAAUAAUAUAACUUGAACCCUAUGUGCCAUACCAGUGGAUGACAGAUCUCUGUGAGGGAGGGAUGGAUGACCUGUGGAGUAUAACGACUUUGUUGCUGCAGGUGUGGUUCUCCGUGAUGAUUGGGCUUAUCAUGAUACCUGCUAUGUUUGGCCUCUCCCUGGGGGUCACUUCGGUCUAUAUUCAGAUUCUGGUCAAGAUAUUGGAGUGGGCCACCCUGCGGAUCCAGAGAGGACACAGGGAUCGACCCACUCUGCCAGUGCCUGCUCCGCUACCCAAUGGACUCAUCCAGAGGGAGGGUGGCUCUAUGGAACAGGAGAUGGGGGAGCUGCGUCGGUAUCGUACCCAGUCCAUAUCGAGGGGAGAGUUUGCGCUGAGCGACUCAUUCUACUUCUACAGAAAGGGCCUGGAGAGCAUCGUGGAUGACCAGGUCACUCAGCGCUUCUCCUCUGAGGAGCUGGUCUCCUGGAACCUCCUGACCCGCACCAACCACAACUUUCACUACAUCAGCCUGCGCCUCACCGUCAUCUGGGGCCUGGGCGUGAUCAUACGUUACUGUGUCCUUUUCCCUCUCAGGAUAACCCUGGCAAUCAUAGGGAUUAGCUGGCUGGUGAUCGGGACAACUUUGGUGGGGUUUCUACCUAACAGGAGAGUGAAGAACUGGCUCAGUGAGUUAGUCCAUCUGAUGUGCUAUAGGAUUUGUGCCAGAGGCCUCUCUGCCACCAUCCAAUACCACAACAAAAAUAAUAAACCACAAAAAGGAGGAAUAUGCGUAGCAAACCACACCUCACCUAUUGACAUUGUCAUUUUGGCCAAUGAUGGAUGCUACGCUAUGGUGGGUCAAAGUCACAGUGGGCUGAUGGGGGUCAUCCAGAGAUCAAUGGUGAGGUCCUGCCCCCAUGUGUGGUUUGAGAGGUCGGAGAUGAGAGACCGGCAUGCUGUUACCAGUAGAUUGAGGGCUCAUGUUGCAGCGAAGCGCAAUCUACCCAUUUUGAUUUUCCCAGAGGGAACCUGCAUCAACAACACAUCAGUCAUGAUGUUCAAGAAGGGAAGCUUUGAGAUUGGAGGGACAAUAUACCCAGUUGCAAUCAAGUAUGACCCACGCUUUGGAGAUGCCUUCUGGAACAGUGCCAAGUACAACAUGGUGAGCUACCUACUGAGAAUGAUGACCAGCUGGGCCAUCGUGGUCAAUGUGUGGUACCUGCCCCCAAUGACCAGACAGGAAGGGGAAGAUGCUACCAAGUUUGCCAACCGAGUGAAGUCUGCUAUUGCACAUCAGGGAGGGCUGUUGGACAUGGCGUGGGAUGGGAGCUUGAAGAGAGACAAGGUGAAAGAAGAAUUUAAAGAGCAUCAACAGAAGAUGUACAGCAGUAUGGUUGUGGGAAAGAAAGCUAGAAACUCACAAGAGCCUCACACAGAGAGCUCCAAGAGCUAAUGGCAUUGGAAUUAACACUGGACAAUCUCUGACAGUGGGCGAUAACUUCAAAGUAUUUUACAUACUACAAUGCAUAGUCAUUCCAAAUCAAUGGCCUUUGUUAUUGAAUACACGGAUUCAUUAUAAUUGUGUGGUAUCAGACUCUGAUACCCAACAUAUAGUUUAUCCGUUUUUAAUGCAUGAAAUGCCUUUUUUUUAAAGAAUUGUUUUAUAGAAACUUAAACAUAUCAAACUUAACUGCAAGUAGUACUAAUCUGUAUGAUAUUAAAUUAUCUCUGAUAAUGUUACAGUAAUACAACGUUUUCAGAUUGCACUAAACUUAACAUUAUUCAAGAAUGUGUUUACGUUGACACAGAAUUUGUACUGGUAUUAGUAUUCAUUUGUGCAAUUUUCUUUCUUAUGUUACGUUAUGCUCCUUACAAUGCAACUCCUUACCCUAAAUAGCCCCCUACAAUAUACACUGAGUGUACAAAACAUUAAGGACAUCUGCUCUUUCCAUGACAUAGACUGACCAGGUGAAUCCAGGUGAAAACUAUGAUCCCUUAUUGA
Oncorhynchus tshawytscha (Chinook salmon) is the source of this 2174-nucleotide messenger RNA. RefSeq names its product glycerol-3-phosphate acyltransferase 3 (gene gpat3). Lineage: Eukaryota; Metazoa; Chordata; Actinopteri; Salmoniformes; Salmonidae. The transcript has 13 exons. The record is from RefSeq and is a predicted model, not a curated record. Gene Ontology annotation, molecular function: glycerol-3-phosphate O-acyltransferase activity. The coding region runs from base 231 to 1625 and encodes 464 amino acids. Gene Ontology annotation, cellular component: endoplasmic reticulum. Gene Ontology annotation, biological process: triglyceride biosynthetic process.